Vigna unguiculata (cowpea) is the source of this 411-nucleotide messenger RNA. The record is from RefSeq and is a predicted model, not a curated record. NCBI's taxonomy places the organism in Eukaryota, Viridiplantae, Streptophyta, Magnoliopsida, Fabales, Fabaceae.
AUGUUAUUUGUACAAGCUUGGAUAUACGAGCACUUCCCUACAUUGGGAAGGAAGCAAGUACGGGAUACAUAUGUGGAGACCGAACCCCGUGCUCUACAUUAUGUCACUGGACGCGCCAUUUCCGCUAUUGCUGAUGUUAGAGUCCAGUUGGAUGGCUUGACAUAUGAUGGGAUGAUUUGGAACCCAUAUGUAGCACAUAGAGUUGUUCGACAACUUGUAACACAUGGCAUGUUUUCUGGCUUCCUGAGGGUUGGUACCCUCCUACACCGUCAUCUGUCGGAGCGUGUGUUGCGACAAUUUGGCUUCAUCCAGCCUAUUCCACGACCGCCUAGUUCGGUUCCCAUGAUGGACUUUGAGGCUAUUGAUGAUCGGUGGAAAACGCACAAGCAAUGGAUAUUUGCAGUGGUUUAG